Messenger RNA from Fraxinus pennsylvanica, 600 nucleotides. NCBI's taxonomy places the organism in Eukaryota, Viridiplantae, Streptophyta, Magnoliopsida, Lamiales, Oleaceae. The record is from the annotation of a GenBank genome assembly.
AUGUCGGAUGGAGACAGCGCAGGUACAGCUAUUCGAAGUAUAAAGAAAAAAUCUGAAAAAUUGCUUGUGUCAUAUCGUUCUCGUCUUAGGACAUGCAAGAGGAGCAAGACAAAACUAUGGUGGAGAACUUCUCUAGUUAAGUUUAAUCUUGGACGUUUGUGGCGUGUCUCCCCCAAUAUUUUAUUUAGCAGUUAUGCUAAGAUCAACAGUAGCGAAGCAAGGAGUAAUAAAAGACUGUUUUGGGAUGCUUUCUCAAGACGUGGCUCUAGAAGACGUACAGAUUCCAGGGCCAUUGCUCUAUCGUCUGAUGAUUCUAAUCAUUUGAUGUCUGAUGACAAAUGUCUUCUUGAUAUUAGUGGUGAUUUUGAUGGGGUUGGAGGAGAUUUUAGAUCUUAUUGGAGUAGGACUCAAGGCGUUAAUGAACGAUGGCAUUCAAAUUCUGAGGUAACAUUUUGGAUAACCCAUCUUUAUUUAUUUGAGGGAUCUCUUGAGAUAUCUGGCAAAGACUUCGUGGUGGUCUUGAUACAAGUGAUCACUGAACUGCAGUUUGUCCUAUAUACUAAUGCUGAGGAAUCUGGCACCAGUGUUGGUCUUUCAUGA